This is a messenger RNA of Eruca vesicaria subsp. sativa (arugula), 1970 nucleotides long. The record is from the annotation of a GenBank genome assembly. Lineage: Eukaryota; Viridiplantae; Streptophyta; Magnoliopsida; Brassicales; Brassicaceae.
AAAAUACUGCCCUUUAAGAAAAUAAUUUAUAAUAACAAAUACAAGAAAAAGUAAAUCAUGCCUCAUUGGCAAUCUUCUAUGCCAUUUGGACAAUUAGAAUACGGACCACUGCCACCAAGAAAUAGACCACCGGGUUGUAAGCCAUCUUUUCUACCACCAUCUGGGCACUGGCCCCCAAGUCCACCACCUUCAGGGAGUUGGCCGCAACACCCAUCACACCCCGGGAGCCGGCCACCAAGUCCACCACUCUUGGAUAGUUGUUCUCCAUGUGUACCACCCACAUGUAGUUGGCCUCCAAUUUCAUCAUCUCCGGAGUUCUGGCCGUCACAUCCACCAUCCUUGAGGAGCUGGACACCAGGUCCACAACCCCUUGGGGGCUGGUCGCCUUGUCCACCACCUCUACUUAGGAGUUGGCCGCCUUUCCAACCAACACCCGAGCACUGGCCCCAAGGUCCACCACCCUUGGGGAGUUGGUCACAAGGUCCACCACCCAUGGGCAGCAUGCCGAUAAAUCCAUCAUCUUUCGAGAGUUGGCCAUGUCCACCAUAUUCGGGAAGCUGGGAACUAGGUCCACCAAGCCUAGGGAGUUGGCCACGAAGUCCACCAGUCCCUAGGAGCUGGCUGCCUUUUCCACCUCCUCCAGAGAAUUGGCUGCAUGGUGCACCACCACUUAGUUAUAUGCAAUCAGUUAGCUCAUCCGGUCCACCAUGUCCUGCUUUCAUGCCAUCGGGAUGUCCACUUGGCUCUAUUCCAUUUAUAAGGCCACCUGAAACUAUAAAUUUGGCACCAAAGAUGGAAGAAAAAGAAAAACCUUUGACUAAACUUGGUCGCAAUGACAGAACAAAACCUUACGACUCAGAAGAAAUCAAGUCUACACUUGUACCCGGUGACUCAAGUAGCUCUGGAAAACAACCAGCCAAUAAAGAUCCUCCAAAACUAACACUAAAUCAAGAUGACAAAGCAAAAUCUUUGACGAAACAUGGUAGCAACAACGGAACAAAAUCUGACGCCUUUGAUGAGGUGAAACCUCCAACUAAAUCUAGGGAGUACAGUAAUCUAGGAACACCACUAGCCAAUACAGGUCCUCUAAAUCAAGUACAAAAUUCCGAUGUACCGGAAAAGCUUUCAAAUAAACCCAGUGAGAAUGUCAAAACAGAAUAUCCAACUAAACGUGGAAUCUCCUUUGAAGUGAAACCUCCAACUAUAUUUAGUGACUCUAGUAAUUCUGUAGCAUCACCAGCCAGUAAAAAUCCUCUAGAACGAGAACUAAAUUUAGAAGACAAAGGAAAAACUUCGACUAGACAUGGUGGCAUCAACGAAACAAAAUCUCCUACUAAAUAUGAUGGUUUUGAUGAAGUGAAACCUAUAACUAAACCUGGUGGAUCUAUUACUUAUGGAAUGCCACUAGACAAUAUAGAUCUUUCAGUGCUGGCAUCAAAUCCGAACGACAAAGAAAAAAUUUCGGAUGAGCUUGGUGACAAACCAAAGCUAGGUGGAUCUGAUGAAGUGAAGCCUCCAACUAAACCCGGUGGCUAUGAUAAUUCUGGAAUGUCGCCAACCAAUACAGAUCCUUCAAAACUGGCACCAAAACCAUAUUAUAAAGAGAAGUCUGUGACUAUUCUUGAUGGCAAAGACCAAACAAAAUCUUCAACUAUGCUUGAUGGAUCUAAUGAAGUGAAAUCUCUGACUAACGUUGGUAGCAAGGAUGAAACAAAACCUCCAACUAAACUUGGUGGUAGUGACAAACCAAAACCGUUACAUUGGUUUCUGAUCCGCAAGUCUAGUCAGGGAAAGUAGUCAUAUGAGAUCAGCAUUCAUAAAUUUUAGAACUCAUAUUGAAAAUAAAGUUUGUAUUAAGUAUUUUAAUUGUUGGCCUUGCAUGAAAAAAGCUAAUGUCCAAUACUUUACUACAAGCUUGCUUUACUAGAAACAUAUUGUUUGCAUGAAUAAAAAAUUACAAUGAGAUAACU